AUGCAACAAUAUAAAAAGACACAAUAUAAAUUGAUUUUAGUAUUGGUUGGAUUGCCAGCCAGAGGGAAAACUCACAUCACUUACAAAUUAAAUAGAUAUUUGAAUUGGAUUGGAUAUAAAAGUGAAAUCUUCUCUAUUAAGGGAGCAUAAUAAAACAAUGACUAAUUAGAUCAAAAUAUCGAUUAUGAAUUAGAAAUAGAUCCAAAUAAUCCGUAAUUUGCAGAAGUUAGACAGCAUCUAUCGACUACAGCUGCUCAACAAUUGGUGGCAUUUUUAUAAAGUGACGGAGACAUUGCAUUAUACAAUGGCUUAACAAGCACUAAGGCUGACAGACAAAAAUUGAAGUCUUUUUUUAAAGAGACCCUGAAAUUGGAAUAUCAAACCUUUUGGAUAGAAUCGAUUUGUGAUGAUCCUCAAGUAAUUCUUAAUAAUAUUAAUGAAUCAAAAUUAAGUAGAUUUAAAGAUAAAACAAUUGAACAAUUUAUGAAUCAUAUAGAUGUAUUGGCUUAAAAUUACGAGAGUCUGGAAAAUAAAGAGAAUCUAUCAUACAUCAAACUAAUUAAUAUUGGUAAACUAGUGAAAGUACAUAUGCUGGAGGGUUAUUUGUGUUCUAAAAUAGUGUCCUUUCUUCUGAACCUACAUGCAAACAAUAGAUAGAUAUAUUUGGUAAGAUCCUGUUAAACUGAAUAUCAUUUGCUUGAUAAAAUAGGAGGAGAUCCAGAGUUAUCUGCAACUGGAAAAUAGAAUAGUCAAUAAUUAGGUGACUAUUUUAUUGAAGAAUUAAAAGGAAAUAAAAAUGUAACCUUAUUUACAUCUCAAAUGAAAAGAGGAAUCUAGACACAGCAGAGAUCGAUAGGGGAAAAACUAGGAAUAAAAGCAUUGAAGACAAAAAAUUUGGAUGAGAUUGAUUAUGGAAUAUGUGAUGGAUUGACAGUUAAAGAAAUAGCAGCAAAAUAUCCAAAGUAGAUCAAAGAAAGAAAAGCCAAUCCUCUUGAAUUCAAAUAUCCUCGUGGUGAAUCAUUUUUAGAUGUAAUACAUAGAGUAGAACCUAUAAUUUAUGAAAUUGAAAGAUCUAGAGAUCCUGUUCUGAUUAUUGCACAUGUUGCCGUUUUAAAGUGUUUGUACGCUUAUUACCAUUGUAAUUAAAUAAGUGAAAUACCGAAUAUUGAUAUUCCUAUCAAUUGUGUUAUUAAGUUAGUACCCAUACCCUACCAUUGUCUUGAAAGUAGAGUAAAUAUUAAGUGA
Messenger RNA from Paramecium tetraurelia, 1245 nucleotides. RefSeq lists its product as uncharacterized. Gene Ontology annotation, cellular component: cytosol. Gene Ontology annotation, molecular function: fructose-2,6-bisphosphate 2-phosphatase activity; ATP binding; 6-phosphofructo-2-kinase activity. The transcript is spliced from 4 exons. Lineage: Eukaryota; Ciliophora; Oligohymenophorea; Peniculida; Parameciidae. Gene Ontology annotation, biological process: fructose metabolic process; fructose 2,6-bisphosphate metabolic process. The record is from RefSeq and is a predicted model, not a curated record.